UAUAAAAUAGAAUCAAGUGAGGACAUAAACAAAAUAUUCAGUGCCAUUGAAAAAAAAAAUAUUUUGGAUUAAAAAAAUAGUUAAAUUUUCAUAUUGAAAAAGCCAAUUAGCAAAAGCCUAAGAACUGAGUGACGAGACUCACAAAAUGAGGUGUACAAUAUUGCUUAUAAGUUUCCUCCUUCUGGGAUCGCUGCAUUAUUCGAUUGCAGACGAUGUUGAAGUUGUCAAAUCAGUUUCACCUGAAGAUACCGAAAAGCGUGAUGAAAAUAAUGAUCAGGUGGCACUUGAGACUGUCGAGCAAGAGCAAAAAGUUCAUCCACCGCCUGGACAUGUUGUUCAAGUUCAAGGCAUUCCAAAACAUAUUGGAGUAGGUCAACCUUUUGGACACGGAACAGCACCACAUAUGGCUUAUCAUGGCCCUCCCCCGCCACCUCCAUCUCAUCCACAAUUUUUACAUCACGGACCAAAAAAAGGACCACUUCCUCCAAAAAUUGGACUUGGUCCGAUUUCACAUAACAUUCCACAUGGUCCAGUCCUUCAUCAUAAUCAUGUAGCACCUCCACAGCAACAACAGCAGCAGCAACAACAACAACAACAGCAGCAGCAUGCAGCCGCAUCAGAAAUUAGUGAGAAACUUUACGGAGCACCGUUAAAUGGAAAUGAUUUAUGGUCAGCUCCAGUUCCAGACAUGGCAAAAAUUGUAUCCCUUGAUGUUAAGUGUGAAAAACAAGGCAUGAAAGUAUUUGUUCAAUUUGACAAGCCAUUCUACGGUAUUGUCUUCUCAAAGGGCCAUUAUAGCAAUCCUAGUUGUGUUCAUAUUCCUGCAAACUUAGGACGUACAUCAGCACAAUUCGAUAUUGGUUUACAUCAAUGUGGAACAGCUGGAAAUACUGAAAAUGGAAAUUAUGGUUAUGAAUCAGGUUCGGGAAAUUUCUUUGAAAAUAUUGUUGUCAUUCAGUAUGAUCCACAAGUUCAAGAAGUAUGGGAUCAAGCACGUAAAUUGCGUUGUACAUGGCAUGAUCAAUAUGAAAAGAGUGUAACAUUCCGUCCAUUCCCUGUCGAUAUGCUUGAUGUUGUUCGUGCUGAUUUUGCUGGCGAUAAUGUUGGAUGCUGGAUGCAAAUUCAAGUUGGUAAAGGUCCAUGGGCUUCAGAAGUAUCUGGAUUAGUUAAAAUCGGUCAAACAAUGACAAUGGUACUUGCUAUUAAAGACGAUGAUGCCAAAUUCGACAUGUUGGUGAGAAACUGUAUGGCACAUGAUGGAAAACGGGCUCCAAUUCAACUUGUUGAUCAACGUGGUUGUGUUACUAGACCUAAAAUCAUGAGCAAGUUUACAAAGAUAAAGAAUUUCGGAAAUAGUGCAUCAGUAUUGUCAUAUGCUCACUUCCAAGCCUUUAAAUUCCCUGAUUCAAUGGAAGUUCACUUCCAGUGUACAAUUCAAAUUUGCCGUUAUCAAUGUCCUGAUCCAUGCUCUGAUCAUAGCACAGGUGGUGCAGUUGAAGGUCAUUUAAAUGUCUCACCAGAAUCUUCAUAUGGUCCACCACCACAACAACAAGCUCAAGGUCCUCACGAUCAUUAUUUAAGCAGAAAACGUGAUGAGCGUCGCCGUAAACAGCGUUCAACAGAACAAAAUGAAGAUGUAGGAUUAAAUAAAGUCAUUCGUGUUGUGUCAUCUGGAGAUUUAACAUUUGCCAUUGCUGAUCAAUUUAAUUCAACGAGUCAAGAAACAAUGAUCUUCCCAGCACGCGACGACGGGCUCAUUUGCAUGACAACGCCAGGCUUCACAAUUACACUUGUAAUUCUCCUCGGAAUUCUUGUUGCAUCGUGCCUUACGUCAGCCUUCCUUUGCAUACGUACAAAGCCAUUUUCAUUAUCAAUGAAAGAGAAAUCACUCGCAACAUUCUCAGCAGCACUUCCUUCAGCUGCCGAUAUCGCAACAAUUCAACAGCACAAUAGCGUUCGUGUGACACCUAAGAAAAAAAUUGUCGGACUUUAUUCGUAAAUGUUCUUACUUCCUAAAAUUAUUCUUAAAAUUUAAUUUAUUUAUUCAAUUAUUUUUAAAAACCUUCAAAUAAGAAGCAUAAAGAAAUAUUUUAAAGCUUUAGGAAAAGUUUCGUUUAAGACUUGAAAUUUUAAUUAAUUUUAAUUAUUAAUCCUCAAUUAUUUCAUUUAAUCUUAACAUUUUGUAAACUUCCUAAAAACAACAAGAAAUUCAAAUUGAUUUAAAAGAAAAAUCUAAAAUUUCACAAUUCAUUUUGUAAAUUAUUGAAAUUUUAUGGGUUGUAGAAAAUUGAUAACUGAAUAGAAAUAAUGGAUUAGAAACAUUUUAUUUGGAAUUAAAUUGAAAUGAAUGAUUAGAAAUGGUGGGAAAAAAAUUGGUGUGAAAUUGAAAUUGUGUGAAUGGAAUCGAUGUGAUUUAUGGUUUUCAUCGGGGCUACUAAAUUCAACACCUUGCUUAUAAAGCUUAGCUAUUGAUGAUUUUGCUUUUUUUUAUUGACUGUGCGGUAGGUAGGCAGGCAAGUGAAAUUUUAAAAUAUUUGCUUCUGACUUACAUCACACUAUGGAUGCUGCAUUCUUAUUCCUAAUGCAUUAGAAAUCUCAAAAAUUAACAGCGUAAAAUUCACACAAAUUUCUCUCCAUUACUUUAGGCAGAUCAAACAAAGAAAACCUAUAAACAGGACACAAGUUCUUAAAUAAUUUUUAAUUUUGAUCUCCCUGAAUAAUGAAUUUGGUAAUUGGUUAAAAUUUUAGAAAACAUUUUGUUGUCAUGUCUAGUUAAGUCUAUGUAGUUGAGCAUAAAACUAGUAAGGAAGAAGCUAUCCAAUGUAGUAAUGGAAAGCUUCAAUUAUCGGUGUUGUGGUGGGUAAUUUAUUUUUUAAAAAAAAGAAUUAACUAAGUAUCAUUGUAUAUUAUAGUACUUGACCUCUGAACGGCUAAUUUAUGUACCUUCCAUUAUACUCAAAAUAAUAAUUGAUUUUUGUAUCUUGUAAGUGUGUCGAGGAACUUUUGCGAUUUCUAUGAUGCGACUAUCUUAUUAUUGAUUGUUAUUAUGUUUUGUUUUAAAUUUAAAAUUGAAAAUUGUUAUUCCAAAUUUAUAAAAAUUGUUAAAAAUUCAAGACUUUAUAAAGCGUUAAAUUUUCAAAAUUUUACAAAUCGUGAAAUAUUUAAAACAAUUUUACCAAACUUUUUUUGAAUUUCAAAUUUUAUUAUAAAUCCCGUUACAUUUCUAAAACUAUUAAAUUAAAAUAUUUCUAAAGUUUUUGUUCGACUUUCUAUAAAUUGGCACUUAUUAAAUUAAUAAAAGCACCA
Molecule: messenger RNA, 3306 nt
Organism: Chironomus riparius
Lineage: Eukaryota; Metazoa; Arthropoda; Insecta; Diptera; Chironomidae
Source: the annotation of a GenBank genome assembly